Molecule: messenger RNA, 4123 nt
Organism: Cuculus canorus (common cuckoo)
Lineage: Eukaryota; Metazoa; Chordata; Aves; Cuculiformes; Cuculidae
Gene: GPNMB
Product: glycoprotein nmb
Exons: 11
Coding region: 157-1842 (561 amino acids)
Biological process (GO): cell adhesion
Molecular function (GO): integrin binding
Source: RefSeq, a predicted model, not a curated record
UGAUGAGUCCUGGGGCCCUUCAUUUAAUCGGAGAGCAAAGCAGCGGAGAAACUUCAUUCUCACUUCUCAGUGGGGACCAGAGGAGUUACCGUGUGCAGGCACUGGGCACUCUCUGCUCCUCUGCGCACGCUGAGCAGACGCAGAGCCUCCCGCACCAUGAGCAGUGUUCGCCGCCACCUCGGAUUCCUGCUCCUGGCUGAAGUGGUGCUGUGUGCUGCUGCCACACAGUUUCGAGAUGUGCUGAGCUACGGAAGAACUUCUCCUGUCACAUCCUACAAGAAGCUACAAGGCUGGUCUAGUGAUCAAAAUAACUGGAAUGAAAAUCUUUAUCCUAUCUGGGAAGAAGGAGAUCCCAGAUGGAAGGACAGCUGGAAAGGUGGAAGGGUGACAGCCAAAUUGGAGACUGAUAGCCCAGCACUGGUAGGAUCCAACGUGACCUUUGUUGUGACUCUCCAUUUUCCCAAGUGCCAGAAAGAAGAUAACAAUGGCAACAUAAUAUAUGAGAGAAACUGUACCCAGGAUCCUCCAGCCUCUGAAGAUCAGCAGCUCUAUGUCUACAACUGGACUGACUGGAUUGACAACUGUGGCUGGGAAAACUGCACAAGUAACCACAGCCAUAAUGUAUUCCCAGAUGGGAGACCUUUCCCUCAUUAUCCUGGCUGGAGAAGAAGGAACUUUGUCUAUGUGUUUCACACCUUUGGUCAGUACCACCAAACAACUGGACGAUCCUCAACAACGUUUUCGGUCAACACAGUAAAUAUCACUCUCGGCCAACAUGUGAUGGCAGUAUCCAUUUACAGGAGAGGGCACUCAACAUAUGUGCCAAUAGCAAGAGCAAGUGCCACUUAUGUUGUAACAGACAAAAUUCCAAUAUUUGUGAGUCUGUUCCAAAAGCAUGACCGCAACAUCUCAGACUCCAUUUUUAUCAAAGACUCACCAAUCACAUUUGACGUGAAGAUCCACGAUCCCAGCUACUAUCUUAAUAAUUCUGCCAUCACCUACAAGUGGAACUUUGGAGAUGGAAGUGGCUUAUUUUUAGUCAGCGGUUCCACUACAACUCACACCUAUACUCUACAAGGAAACUUCACUCUGAAUUUAACUAUCCAAGCCAUUAUACCCGUACCUUGCAGUCCAGUAACACCCACUGUACCACUGCCCACCUCUGCAGUAACGGCUGGAGCAUCUUCUAAUUCAGACUCUUCUACCACUCUUGAGUCAAUGGAAGAUAAUCCUGAUGGAGGUUGCCAUAUUUACAGAUACGGUUACUACAGAACUGGUAUCUCUGUUGUAGAGGGAAUCCUUGAGGUAAAUAUUAUUCAGAUGACGAGCAUUCAGAGAACAGAAAGUCAAGCUGAAAACUCACUGGUUGACUUUGUUGUUACUUGCCAAGGGAGUCUCCCCACAGAUGUCUGCACAGUAGUUUCUGACCCCACGUGUCAAGUGUCCAAGAGUAUGGUAUGCGACCCUGUCAUCAUCACUGAUGAAUGCUUACUCACCAUUAGGAGAGCUUUUGAGGAACCUGGAACAUACUGUAUAAACAUCACCCUGGGAGAUGACACAAGUCAAGCCCUUGCUAGUGCACUGAUUUCAGUUAAUGAAGGAUCAUCAUCAGGAACAACAGAAGGUGUCUUUAUCUUCCUUGGUUUGUUUGCAGUGUUUGCCACCAUUGGGGCUUUCGUCCUUUACAAGAGAUACAAGCAAUACAAGCCUAUUGAGAGAAGUGCAGGACAAGCAGAGAACCAGGAGGGACUAGCUGCUUACCUCAGCAAUUUCAAAGCUAUUUUCUUCCAUAGUAGCACUGAGAGAAAUCCUUUGCUGAAAAGCAAACCAGGCAUCGUUUAAACAUGCAGUCUAACACUGACCUUUAGAUUACCUACAGAACUUAUAUCUGAAUUGUACUUUCAUUGGGUUUUCUUGUUAUAAAAAGCAGGGGGUAAGCUGAAAGUACAUAGAGAUGGGAUGAUAACUUUCUGGGGCUUGGUGCAAUUAGAAAUAUUAAAAUAGUCCUUCAUAGGAAACAAUGACAUAGUUUUGAGAGCUUGCUGUCCUUGCUUGUGAGCUAGGAUACACUAUUCUGAAUAACCAACUCCCCUCCACCUUAUCUGUUUUCUUACUUAUAGGUUACUUCUAAAACUAAUCAGAUCCGUAAACUGGAAGGGGGGGAAGGUUGUUUUUUUUUUAAUUUUUUUUAACUAACUUGUAAAUACUAUGUCUUUAUAAAUAGAUAGUUCAGUAUAGCUGCUCACUGCCUUAGCAGGAUUCAUGCCUUUGCUAGAAAGAAAAAAACAGGGGGCAGGCACAUGUUACAUCUGUGGAAUGAAACGUGCCAUGGCAUAUUCCCAGGCACUGGGACCAAACUGCUGACACUGUUACACUGCUCAGGAGGUCCUAGCACAGUCCGUCCCCAGGACAGCUAGCUCCCCACCAAGCAAACCCCACGUUCUGAGAACCACCAGAGGCACUGCUCCCCACCCGGAGCCUGGCAGCAGCCACCCUGUUUUGUAGUGGUCAAUAGCAUGGAUACAACAUGAAGUACCAGUUGGCCUCAGGGCGAUAAAAACAGGGCUGGACACAUUUAGUUUCGUGCUGGACAUGGCUACCAGUGCACGAGUCUCACUACACACCAGACCACAGACAACCAACAAGACUGAUGAGGUCCAUCUGUUGGCUCUCUAGUUAAAAAUUCUACUCUGAGUCCCAUGUAAAAACCUUAGAUACAAUUGCUGAUGCUGUCUUUGUCUCCUUUGUUUCUGCUGGUCUUGAGACACUAGAGUGGUACCACUGCUCCCCAGAGGGUAGAUAAGUACUUCAUGGACCCUCAGCAAAAUGAGGGUUGUAGCAUUUGGCUCCAUUCUUCCCUUCUCUUUCCACUCUGCUCUCUCCUGUGGUAAAAGAGACAGUAAUUUGUGCUUGCUUCUCCAUCCCUCUGUUUUUGACCACUUAACCAAUAUAUGAACCCCCCAAUCUAAAUAAAGCACUUAUGCUCCAGUAUCUGGCUUUGCAUGAUGCAGCUUAGUGUAACCUUCUGCAAGAAAACUGACCAAAAAAUGCUUUAAAUGGUUCAUUUUCCAUAAAAGUCUUCCUGCUAAUAUUGAAGUUUAUAAUAAAAAUGAAAUUAACUUUCAGCUAGGAGCUGGGCAAAUGACUUUAUGCAACCCAUUUCCAAGCACUGAGUUCUUUGAAAAUCUAUAUAGCUAGCUUGUUUACCACGCCUCCAAACAUCUCUGAUACAUACAGUUCACAGUUCCUGGUGCGAAAUAUAAGCAUAAACACAUUUUCCUGGUUUCUUAGCAGACCUGUCAAAUGCUUAUCAUUCACAAGCUGAAUGUAGACUUCACUACCACUUCUCCAGUGUGCAUGGACAUUGUCACAUCACUUGAGGAUAUAAAAAAAUGCAGAUUGUGACAUACCUAGGAGAUUAGUUCUUUAGUUACAAAAUUCAACAGCCUCUUGUUUUCUUUUGCUUUCAAGUUGUCCAGUAGUUUUAAUUAUUUUGUGGCCACUUCAGUCAUAUUAUUAAAAGCACCGUAUUUGCCAUUGUUCCAGCUUCCUUAUAUUUAACAUCCUACUAUCUAACCAUAAGAGGACACCUAAAACUAUGCACUGAUUUAUACAGAAAACACAUUUCCUGCAAAAAUUACCACCUGAAUGUUAUGUGUGUCCUCUGUAAGACUGCUGGCAGAAAGAACUGUAAUUCAUAUUUGUUGCUCUGGCUUGAGGCAGCUUAAGUCAAAGGCUUAAGUUGACCUGUAAUGCAGCAUGAAAAAAUAAGGUCUGUCACAGCUAUAAUGCUUAGGAUCAGCGAUGACGCAAGCUACCACUGACCUAGACUAUAUGCAGAAAGCAUCCUGUUUCAGCGAAAACUGCAUGUUAGGAGCUCAGAGACAUCUUAAGCUUUUACAUACAAACCAGUUUUUAGGCAUACUUUAAGAACUUUUUUAUCCUUUAACCUAAGUAUACAGAAGAGCUUGCACUAUCUUCCAUUUAAUAUCAUGUCAGAAUAUCGAUUUUUUUCUAAUGUGAUUAUACCUUUUCAGCUGUAAUUUCCAUUUCAUACAUCUUUAAUUUUACACAAUGGAAUCUAACUGCUACAUUGACAAAUAAACUAUCUAAUGACUUUGAA